Molecule: messenger RNA, 444 nt
Organism: Belonocnema kinseyi
Lineage: Eukaryota; Metazoa; Arthropoda; Insecta; Hymenoptera; Cynipidae
Exons: 1
Coding region: 1-444 (147 amino acids)
Source: RefSeq, a predicted model, not a curated record
AUGAUAAAAACUGGUAUCUAUGUUGAUGAUGUCUUAUCCGGAGCGGAUAAUUUGGAAGAUGCUAUUAAACUACACAACAAACUACAUGGUCUCUUCAUGGCGGGCGCUUUGCUGCUCAAAAAGUGGAAUUCAAGCAAUCAUGAGCUAAUGCAGCGCAUUCCGGAUGAUCUGCACGCGUUAUCUCCAGAUAUAUCAUGGCAGUCAGAAACAUUGGUUUCGAUGCUUGGGUUAACUUUGAAACCCAGUACCGAUUGUUUUAUUUUCCAGGUGGAAAUUAGGCCUAUUAAAGAUGUGAUCACAAAGCGCCUUGUCGUCAGCCAGUCAGCCCAAUUAUUCGAUCCUCUAGGAUGGUUGGCACCUGUUAUCAUCGUCGCAAAGAUCUUUAUCCAGGAACUUUGGAAACUUAAUUUAUCCUGUUCGAACUGUUCCGCUUCCUCGUCUUAA